This is a messenger RNA of Durio zibethinus, 2945 nucleotides long. RefSeq names its product linoleate 13S-lipoxygenase 2-1, chloroplastic-like. The record is from RefSeq and is a predicted model, not a curated record. Gene Ontology annotation, molecular function: metal ion binding; oxidoreductase activity, acting on single donors with incorporation of molecular oxygen, incorporation of two atoms of oxygen; protein binding. Lineage: Eukaryota; Viridiplantae; Streptophyta; Magnoliopsida; Malvales; Malvaceae. Gene Ontology annotation, biological process: lipid oxidation.
GAGCUAGUUUUGCUAGUACAUCCUUCUCCAAUCACAACCUUAGAUAUAUCUACUCAAAAAAAAAAAAAAAGACAAAAUAAAGAAUGUUGAAGCCACAUGUUUACCAUUCCAACACCAAAACCCUAUUACCAUUGCCUAAGCCAUUUUUCCAUGGGAUUAGCUGUGCUUUUCUUCCAGUGCAGAACUCCAGGCCUCCUUCUUCAUCCAGCAGAACAGGCAAAGCCUUUAAAGCUGGGUUUGUCCCAAAAAACAUCAAAGCAUCGGUAGCCAGUAGUGUUAGUGAUGAUAUUGAUGCGGCUUCCACUGUGAAAGCUUUAGUCACUGUUAAACAAACCGUUGGUGGUUUUCUCACCAACUUAGGGUUAGAAAGAGGACUAGAUGAUAUCCGAGACUUGCUUGGUAAAUCAAUUCUCUUGGAGCUUGUUAGUGCUGAACUUGACCCAAAAACCGGGCAAGAGAAGAAAACGAUUAAAGCUUAUGCACAUCGAGUGAAACAAGAGGGUGACAAUGUAAUGUAUGAGGCUGAAUUUAAAAUUGGGUCAGAUUUUGGGGAUCUUGGAGCAGUUCUUGUUGAGAAUGAACACCAUAAAGAGAUGUUUUUGGAGGACAUAGUGCUUGAUGGUUUCUUCAAUAAUGGUUCUAUUAGCAUCAAGUGUAAUUCUUGGGUUCACUCAAAGUAUGACAAUUCUCAGAAAAGAAUUUUUUUCACCGACAAGUCGUAUUUACCGUCACAAACGCCAAGCGGAUUAAAGAGAUUGAGAAAGGAGGAGCUGGAGGCACUGAGAGGCAAUGGUGAAGGAGAGCGUAAGUCCUUUGAGAGGAUAUAUGAUUAUGAUGUUUACAAUGAUGUAGGCGACCCUGAUUCUGAUCUAAGUAAGAAAAGACCUGUGCUCGGCGGCAAUAAAGACCUCCCUUACCCAAGACGUUGCCGGACCGGACGCCCACGUUGUGAUUCAGACCCAGCUUCGGAGAAAAAGAGCAAUAUAUUUUACGUACCAAGGGAUGAAUGCUUCUCGGAGGUGAAGCAGCUGACAUUCUCGGCAAAGACGAUGUACUCGGUAUUUCACGCAGUGAUCCCAUCGCUACAGACAGCGAUUGUAGACCGUGAACUUGGGUUCCCAUACUUCACAGCGAUAGACCAGUUGUUCAAUGAGGGGAUUGACUUGCCUCCAGAGGCUCAACAAAACUUGUGGAGAUCUCUUCUCCCCAGACUUCUUAAGGCUAUUUCUGAUGGAAGUGAUAAUGUGUUGCGCUUCGAGACUCCUGAUACAAUGGAUAGAGACAAAUUCUUUUGGUUUAGAGAUGAAGAAUUUGCUCGACAAACACUUACCGGAAUCAACCCAUACGCUCUUCGAUUGGUCACGGAAUGGCCGAUGAAGAGCAAACUUGACCCUGAGAUCUACGGCACUGCGGAAUCAGCAAUCACCAAAGAAAUGAUCGAGUGUGAAAUCAAAGGUUACAUGACAUUUGAUGAGGCAAUGAAACAAAAAAAGUUGUUCGUUCUAGAUUACCACGACUUGUUGCUACCAUAUGUCAAGAAAGUUAGAGAGCUUCCAGGCACAACAUUAUAUGGAUCACGCACAUUAUUUUUCUUAAAUCCAGAUGAGACCCUGAGGCCUCUGGCCAUCGAGCUCACUCGACCACCCAUGGAUGGGAAACCAGAGUGGAAGGAUGUAUACAGAACUUCAUGGCAUUCCACAGGGGUCUGGCUUUGGAGGCUGGCCAAAGCUCAUGUGCUUGCUCAUGAUUCGGGCUAUCACCAGCUUGUUAGCCACUGGUUAAGAACUCACUGUUGUACAGAACCUUAUAUAAUUGCUACUAAUCGGCAACUCAGUGCGAUGCAUCCAAUCUAUAGAUUGCUCCAUCCUCAUUUCCGUUACACAAUGGAAAUCAAUGCACUAGCUCGAGAGUAUCUUAUCAGUGCUGAUGGGAUCAUUGAGUCCUCGUUCAGCCCUGGCAAGUAUUCCUUGGAGCUUAGUGCUGUUGCCUAUGACCUUCAGUGGCGAUUUGAUCAUGAAGCACUACCUGCAGACUUAAUUAGCAGGGGGAUGGCUGUUGAAGAUCCAAGUGCUCCUCAUGGCCUAAGGCUAACAAUCAAGGAUUACCCUUUUGCCAAUGAUGGACUCCUUCUCUGGGAUAUUCUCAAAGAAUGGGUUUCUGAUUAUGUAAAUCACUACUAUCCAAAUGCAAGUCUUGUGGAAUCAGACCAAGAACUUCAAGCAUGGUGGACGGAAAUUCGUACGGUUGGCCAUGGUGACAAGAAAGAUGAACCUUGGUGGCCUGUCCUGAAAACGCCAGAAGACUUAAUCCAUAUUAUUACAACCAUCGCUUGGGUAGCCUCAGGUCAUCAUGCAUCCGUGAACUUUGGACAAUAUACAUAUGCCGGCUACUUUCCCAGUAGGCCAACAAUUGCCAGAAGAAAUAUGCCAACUGAGGUGGCAACUGAAAAAGAUUGGGAAUUCUUCAAGAAUAAACCUGAAGUUUUACUCCUACUAUGCUUCCCUUCACAAAUUCAAGCAACUACAGUGAUGGCUAUUUUGGAUGUUUUAUCAAACCAUUCUCCGGAUGAGGAGUACUUGGGAGAAAAUUCGGAGGCAGCAUGGGCUGAAAAUCCUGUGAUAAAAGCUGCAUUUGAAAAAUUUAAUGGGAGGCUAAUUGAGCUCGAAGGGAUUAUUGAUGCAAGGAAUGCAAACAAGGAAUUUAGGAACAGAAAUGGUGCUGGGAUUAUGCCAUACGAGUUUUUGAAGCCAUUCUCUGAGCCUGGGGUCACUGGGAAGGGGGUUCCAUAUAGCAUCUCCAUUUGAGGUCAAUAACUCAAAUGUUCUAUUAUGGGUAUUAUGGAUAUGUUCAAAUGUCUUAGGGAUGUUGACAUUUUGUAUUAUGUAUUGUUAAAACAUUUUAAGGCGCAUGCCUGUUGAACCAAGCUUGGCUCCCUUCAAGAAAAA